Messenger RNA from Phaeoacremonium minimum UCRPA7, 546 nucleotides. RefSeq lists its product as hypothetical. Bases 1 to 546 code for a protein of 181 amino acids. Lineage: Eukaryota; Fungi; Ascomycota; Sordariomycetes; Togniniales; Togniniaceae. The record is from RefSeq and is a predicted model, not a curated record. The transcript has a single exon.
AUGGCGGUGGAUAUUCCAGAACUCGACCAACCUGGUUCUAGUGGUCUGCUCCGUACUCAAUGGUUCCCUCUGGUAUUGAGCGAAUCAGCCGCGUUUCAAAUCAUCCUCCUGUUGUCUGCAUCCAACUUCGCAGUUGUCAGUUCUGCGGCAGCUACGGGUAUCCGACCACAUUUGCUGCAGAUGAAGUGCGAUGCGAUUCGUGCAAUCAAUGAGGCAUUUCUUUCCGAGGACAAGCGACUGAGCGAUGCGGUAAUAGGUGCUGUGGCUAAAAUGGCUAGCUACGAGGCCAUCAACGGGACCAGAGAGGCAUAUCAGGUUCACAUGGCAGGACUUGAAAAAAUGGUCAGCAUUCGAGGCGGUCUUUCUGCCCUCGGACUCAAUGGUCUCCUUCGACGAAUCAUUGUGUGGAUAGACAUCAAUUCUGCUAUCCUGCAGGGGACACCUCGCUUUUUCCCUAAGGCCACAUUCACAGGGAUUGAAGGUGGCCGAUAUGACGAUGAGUCCAAGGGCCCCGAAGCGAAUCUAGAGCGAUUUGUUGCCAUUUAG